This is a messenger RNA of Nakaseomyces glabratus, 1332 nucleotides long. It is a transcript of the gene CLB4, whose product is annotated as B-type cyclin CLB4. Gene Ontology annotation, biological process: mitotic cell cycle phase transition; regulation of cyclin-dependent protein serine/threonine kinase activity. Gene Ontology annotation, cellular component: nucleus; cyclin-dependent protein kinase holoenzyme complex; cytoplasm. Gene Ontology annotation, molecular function: cyclin-dependent protein serine/threonine kinase regulator activity. The record is from RefSeq and is a predicted model, not a curated record. NCBI's taxonomy places the organism in Eukaryota, Fungi, Ascomycota, Saccharomycetes, Saccharomycetales, Saccharomycetaceae.
AUGAAUAAUACUGAAGAUAUGUUUAGGGACGUUGAAAAUGCAAGCCAAAAUAUGGCUUCAACAGUGAACACUUCAAGAAUGGACCAAAGACAAAGAAGGGCUUUGACUGAUUUGACAUCACAAAAAGUGAACAGAAUUCAUACUUCAAAAACAAUUAAGGAUAUUCCAGCAUAUUUAUCAAAUUACACUGCCGAUGGAGAGAAUAAAAACAUUGACCAAGCUUUUAAUCAUAGUAAUGACCAAGAUAUCGGUUUAGUAAAUCAAAUCAACUCAGGAUAUGCCAAUGUUGAAAACGAACCAGGAAAAGAAACUGAUCACAUAUUUAUAGAUCAGGAUGAUCUGUCAGAUUUAGAUAUUGUACAAGAGGACUCCUUGAGGGAGCAACUAGAAGAAUUUGAACACGACUUUGAGAAUUUUGUGGAGCCACUCUCACCAAUAUUUAAUGAUGAAAUACAAGAUACUCUUGAUAGAGCAUUUAAAGAAUACUAUAGAGCAACUCCAGAUAUGGAGGAUGAUGAUACAUUUGAUGCUGUUAUGGUAACGGAGUAUGGUAGUGAUAUUUUUCGUUACAUGAGAAAGCUUGAAUUAAAAUAUAGACCAAAUCCGUACUACAUGGCAGGCCAACCGGAAUUGAAAUGGGAAUAUAGAAAGACUGUGAUUGACUGGAUUGUGCAGGUUCACGAGAGGUUCCAAUUACUUCCUGAAACACUAUAUCUAACUAUUAACAUCAUCGACAGAUUUUUAUCAAGAAAGAAUAUUACACUUAACAGAUUCCAACUAGUUAGUGCUACUGCAUUACUGAUAGCAUCCAAAUACGAGGAAAUCAAUUGCCCUACUAUAAAGGAUAUAGUCUAUAUGGUAGACAAUACUUAUUCCAGGGAUGACAUCAUAGAAGCUGAAAAAUAUAUGAUUGAUGCACUAGACUUCGAAGUUAGCUGGCCAGGUCCUAUGUCGUUCUUGCGGAGAAUAAGUAAAGCAGAUGAUUAUGAAUACCGAACUAGAAAUCUAGCUAAGUAUUUGCUAGAAACCACACUAAUGGAAUCCUCUUUAAUCAGUGCACUACCAAGCUGGCUUGCAGCUGGUGCCUACUUUUUAAGUAGAAUAAUAUUAGGUUACGAAGAGUGGACCCUUAAACAUGUCUACUAUUCGGGCUAUACUCACGAACAGCUUUAUCCUCUGGCUACACUUAUCUUAGACAACUGCCAGAAUUAUGAAGAAAGCCACCAAGCAAUUUGGACGAAGUAUAGUCAACCACAAUAUCAUCAAGUUUCAAUACUGGUUACGAAGUUCUUAGGUAGAGUUUCUUCAGACGAUAUGUCAGAAAUUUAUUAA